This is a messenger RNA of Geosmithia morbida, 1053 nucleotides long. RefSeq lists its product as uncharacterized. The coding region runs from base 1 to 1053 and encodes 350 amino acids. Lineage: Eukaryota; Fungi; Ascomycota; Sordariomycetes; Hypocreales; Bionectriaceae. The transcript is spliced from 3 exons. The record is from RefSeq and is a predicted model, not a curated record.
AUGCCCUCGUUCAUCUCAUUGACCGAGAGCGUUUGGGCUUUUCCCCAGGCCAAGUUGGCUUUGCACAAGCUGCACAGCACACGCUCCAGAGAGGCUGUAACUUUUGUUUUCAGACCUGCUGAGGCUGGUGGGAUAGAUUUCAGCAAAGCGCUGGGCGCGCUGGCAUUUCUCGACGGCGUGGAGAUUCAUCGCCUCCGCGCCCUUUCUGCCAUCCGAUAUCCUUUGGAAGCUGCCACGGUCAGCCUAGAACAAGCCCAGAUCAUCGAGGGACUGCAUGAGACGGCUUCAAAGCGAUACGAGCGGUUUCACCUGGGCUUCCGUGGCUGUAUCCUUAUGGAUGGAUUAAGAGGCAAGAGCGAUUCACUCGACGACAGGCUCGAACUCAUGGCCCUCCUCAACGCACUGUUCCCGGCCACAGUACAUCUCGGACAUCUGGAUGAUGUCGACCCUUCAGCUUACUCCUCUGACCUCCGCAGAAGCAUCCGCUUCUCCAUCUACGAGUACAUCAUGCGCCAAGUACCAUUCUCCAAGAACCACUCCCCGGCCAUGCGCAUGAGACUUCACAGCUGGUACGGCGUGCCUAGCUACGACGAGUCUCGUGAGGCCUUGACGCGAUACGCUGAAGAAUUCAAAAAAUCUGAGGAGCUCUGCUUCUUGAUCCUUCGCGCCGCCGGCGGCAGGCAGAGCGGUCGACGGUCUGCCACGUCGAGGAUCCCGUCUCUCACUUGGUCCCGCAGCUCCCCUACUUGGUGCGGAACUGUCGACGGCAGCAAGCCCGAAACCCGGCGCUCAUCGACUCAUUCAUCCUGCCAAGCCACACCGAGCUCCCCGAUGGCAACACUGCUUCUCGACGGAGUCCCAGCACAGGAAAUAUUGGGGGCACAGACGGACCUGGGGGCAUUCGUGGGUAACCCAGCGUCUCCAUGCGACAGUCGGCUGUCAGGCACGGGAUAUGACCAGCACCCACUUACCAGGGAUCUCGACAUGACGCCUGCUCAGAAGGCCUCCCUCGGUCUCCUGAUCCCCAGAGCCAUCCAGCGUCGUGGCUCGUAG